UUCAAAAAAUUUGUUAUAAAAAUUUGUUAUAAAAUUUUCAGUGAAAGUUAGAUAAAAUACUUGAGCUUAACGAUAAACAAAAUUUUUAUACCCGAUUGAUUCGCAAAAUUAUUGAUUAAAAGGAAUAAAGGGGUGAUAUCUAAAAUGCCUAAAUCGUUUUCUGUGAGGCUUAAGUUUGAGAAUAAAACUCACAUCCUUGAUAAUUUGACGAAGAACACUACAAUCGGAAUUUUCAAGUUGCGUAUUGGUUUACUUGUAUUUAAAAAUGUGAAGAAUUUGUUGGUGUUCAUGGGUUAUCCUCCACGUUUGCUGGAUCUAUCUCGAAAUGCUGAUGACCUGAAUUCUUUAGGAAUAAACAAAGACAUAACGUUAGUCUUGGAACAGAUGGAGCCUGAAGAUGAGGAUGUAAAACUUGAAGAUACUGAGGUUAUGGGAAUGCAUAGGAAAAAGCUGUUUUUACCCGAUCGAAUGGUUCUUACUGAUAAGAAAACUAUUGGGUUAUUCGUACGUCAACAAAUAGCACGAAAUGCAUCGAGUCUGUUCACUAGCAUACGCUAUGCCAUCACUGGUAGAAUUAAUGAAAAAGCAUCUGAAGAAAUGAGGGAAAUGGUUGCACUAAAAAUCGCCUCUCAACCUGAAAGAUUUAAUAGAAAAGCAUUGGGAAUGACGAAUGUCAAUUAUCGUCAAUGGAUAUUGAAUCCAAGCUCUUGUGGCGGUAGGGUGGAGUGUAGUAUAUUUGCAGAAUACUAUAAGACGGAAAUCGAUGUUGUGCAUGUAAAUGAAGGAGUAGUAUAUAGGUUUGGGGAACGUCUCAAUUUUACUCGUCGUAUGUUCCUUACUCAAAAAAACUCUCAUUAUGAUGUUCUCUAUAUGACUUAUGCUAAUAGUUCCUUGCGCAGAACACUUUUUCCUAUAACCGAAGUUGGCGUAUACGCACAAGCACUUAAGUUUGCAAAGAAGAAGAAGUUCCAAAAGCGAAAUCAAAAGUUUCGCUUCAGAAACGACACAUUGUACCAUGUUCGUAGCAAACUAAGUGAAGUGAAAAUGACCAAUCUUUUCAAAAAGACUAAAACAAGCCUUGAGUGUGUGCAAACAGCUGUAAGUCAAAGUGAAGACGUUAACGUAGAAGAAUCAGAUACUGAUGACAGCUUAAUAACACCAAAUACAAGAGAAAACACCAACGCUAAUUCACAGCAAGCUCUAAUACAAUAUAGUUACUCCAUGCAAGAUAGAAAUGCCUCUGAGGAUUGUAUUAUCAAAUCAAAAAUUUCACAUCAGUAUGUGGAAAAUGAAAGCUGUGUAAAGGAAGUUGAAGAGGAGACAGAAGUUGUGCAAACAUCUGUGAAACAAUGUCAUUUCCAACAAGUCGGUCAUACCAAGAGCAUUCUAAAAAAAGCGGUUAACCAUUUUCAAUAAUCGUUUUACGCUUUCCCCACAGUAAAUCUCGAAUUUUCAUACUAAGCAGCACGACAUGAAGAGUUCUUAAAAAUAUAUAGUCUUUUUUAAAUAUUUUUUAUUAAU
Molecule: messenger RNA, 1521 nt
Organism: Teleopsis dalmanni
Lineage: Eukaryota; Metazoa; Arthropoda; Insecta; Diptera; Diopsidae
Product: ubiquitin thioesterase OTU1-like
Exons: 2
Coding region: 145-1416 (423 amino acids)
Biological process (GO): protein deubiquitination; endoplasmic reticulum unfolded protein response
Cellular component (GO): cytosol; nucleus
Molecular function (GO): cysteine-type deubiquitinase activity
Source: RefSeq, a predicted model, not a curated record